AUGUUGAGUCGUCAAAAAACAACUACAACAACGGCAGCAACAACGAGGUUACACAGUAACAACAAGCGGACAGACAUAUCAGCACAUUGGAAUUUUACCGGACACGCAUCGGUAGCCAAAAACGCUGCGGUGGCUGCAGAGGUGACAACAACAUUUGAGCAAACAACAAAAACGAGAUCAAUUCGGGUGGAGACACGUGACACCAGCAUUUCGGUUGAAGCAAAGCAACCUUUUCACGAUCUAGUAGUAGGAGCGGUGGUGGAAGCAGCAACUGAAGCGGCAACAACAAUAACGACCAUAACCCAUUACGUCAAUACAUUCCAUUUCGGCGAUUGUAAAGUGAAACGAAAUCAAUUCCAGCGCUUUAAUCGGGAAACUUUUAGUUUCACCCUCACGCUUGUCAGUGCUGUGCUGCUCCUCUGCUGUCUUGCGUCAAAUAGUUUCGUAGCAACAGCCGCAUUGCUGGAGGUUUCCACUGCAAGUAACAAUGACGUGCCAGACGCUAUUGAUGUCGGUGAUAUCGGUGUCGUUAAUGGCUUAGCUAACCGUAAAGCGGGUGCAAACACCAACUUUAGCGUGGACCCCUGCGCUCUUAAGACACUACGUAAUGUUGACUGCCAUGCAACGCUUCCCCACGGCGAUGACUACAGUAUCAAUGGCAGUGCUUACCAUGUACAACAACUCAUUACAAAAACUACAGUCGCAAUUCAGCUCAUACCAUCUGCACCGCUUUUCGACACCACAACUACCGUCAAAUCUGUUGCCACCGCCAGUGAACACAGUAAAACCGUGGCGAGCGAUACCAUCGCUCCACUGCUCAUCGAUGGCGCCGGCACCACUGCCAAUGUGUCCGCCGUGCAGGAGAUUGUCGAAGUGCCACAGAUUCCCGCUUACAUACGCAACACAGCUAUGUGCUUUUGCAUAGCAAUCAUGAUGCUGGGUGUUAUUGGCAACAUUAUGGUGCCAAUUGUUAUUGUGAAAACCAAAGAUAUGCGCAACUCCACCAAUAUAUUUCUUACAAAUCUCAGCAUUGCCGAUCUAUUGGUGCUACUGGUGUGUACGCCAACCGUAUUGGUCGAGGUAAAUACGCCACCGGAGACCUGGGUGCUGGGCCAUGAAAUGUGCAAAGCAGUACCAUUUGUUGAGCUAACAGUCGCGCAUGCCAGCGUGCUGACAAUUUUGGCCAUCUCAUUCGAGCGCUACUAUGCCAUAUGUGAGCCGCUGAAAGCCGGUUAUGUGUGCACCAAGGCGCGUGCCAUACUUAUUUGCAUAUUGGCAUGGGUAAUUGCGGCCGUAUUUACCAGUCCCAUUAUUUGGGUUGCCGAGUACAAAUUCGUCGAGUACAUUGAUGGAUCAUCGGUGGCGGUCUGUUUGACACAAGCGACCUCCAAUUGGACAAUCGGGUACUUUUUGAUGACAAUAAUCGUUUUCUUCAUACUACCGCUACUGAUCCUUAUGGUAUUGUACGCCAUUAUAGCAAAGAAUCUAAUCUCCAGCAAUGGUCCAAUGUUGCGUGUAAGACCGUCGAAACCAGAGUUGAGCCUAAAGGCGCGCAAACAAGUCGUACUCAUGCUAGGCGCUGUCGUUUUAUCCUUCUUCCUAUGCCUGCUGCCAUUUCGCCUGCUCACUAUGUGGAUCAUACUCAGUUCGGAGCAAACCUUCUUCGAGAUUGGCGUCGAACGUUACUACAGUCUAUUAUAUUUUUGUCGUAUUAUGUUCUACCUGAACUCGGGCAUCAAUCCCAUCCUCUACAAUCUGAUGUCAACAAAGUUUCGUAAAGGAUUUUUGCGACUCAUUUUGAGCACGUGGCAGAGCGCUGUCUCGUCAAUAACCUGCGGUCACUAUAAACGCAUUCGUGCACGUACCGGCACCAUAACUGGUGUGGCGACUAACACCAACACGAACACUUCAAAUACGGCCACCAGUCAUGCGACCACCUCCAGUAUACUCUCACGUCAAUCUAAUCGCCGUUAUAGUGACGACACGGUCAACAUCAAUUCGAGUACGCGCACCGUUACAAAAACGCAAAUACAAAUACAAAUGCACAUACCGUGCGGUCCCGACAAUGAGAUGUUGGCGAUGUUGCAUAGCAGUGCAACCGCCAUGCUCGAGAACGAAGUCCAACGCAAUGGCAACGAUGUGGAUGCGAGCGGAAGGCGGAAGUCCAUAACGAAAUGUUAUAAUAUGCAGUCUGCAAUGCGUUCUCUCAGCGAGUCGGCGCCGACCGUCACGAGUAAACGUUCGGUGCAUGUCAGUUUCGAUGACGAAGAAGCUCAAGCUCAGGAGGAGGCUGUUACUCUGACACACCGCAACGUCACACAUCAAAUAUUUACCUUGAUCAUAAUUUUCUUACUUUUCGGUAGUCCGAUCGUAUUAAUUGCAACCUUCCGCAUGGAACGUUACUACGACAACACAGAGGUGGCUGUGUGCUUCACUUCAGCGGAAACAUUCUGGUCCGCAUUCUUUUUCAUCGCUUGCAUUGCAGUAUUCUUUUUGUUGCCCUUCAUCGUGUUGGUAUUGCUCUAUGUAGCAAUUGCGUACAAACUUUUACGACGAAACAUUGACUUUCAUCGACCUACCACAGCCGCCGCUCAUGUACGGUCCACCACUUGCCUGAGCUCGGUUAUCUUGCGCCAGCAAUCGUUGAACAAACUGCCGAUACAGAUGACACGCAGUGACACUGAUAAUAACCGUAGCGGCACAUUAAAUAUUGGCGCAAGCGCUCAACAGCUACGUACAGGUAUGCGGAAGCAUCGCAAGCAGGUGAUUUUCAUGUUAGUUGCGGUUGUCGCCAGUUUCUUUCUUUGUCUGUUACCAUUCCGUGCUUUCACCUUGUGGGUUAUCGCUGCAUCGACAGAGGAUAUCGCCGCACUUGGUAUUGACGGUUAUUAUGGUGUUUUGUACUUUUGUCGCAUAAUGCUCUAUUUGAAUUCGGCUCUGAAUCCGAUACUCUAUAAUCUUAUGUCAUCGAAAUUUCGUACUGGGUUUUGGCGUUUGAUUAUUUCCUGUUGCAACAAACAUAGAAAACAUCCGAUCGGACGUAGCAAUAGAUGUACGACCGCGACGACAACAACCAGCCGACGUCAAACGGAGCCAAAACAACCGAGAACUUACGAACAACGUCGUUUAAAAUUCAAACGGGAGUCAACAUUUGCAGUGAGCUCGUCCAUUUCCACUUCUUCAGGCACGGAGCGUAGCACUAGCGUUACUAUAGUAGCACAUCGACCAGUUAUGGCACCGCGAUCGGAUGUGGGUGCGGCAAUAAUAGAUAUAACCAGAAGUACUGUAUCAAGUGCAUGCCCUUUGGAAAGUGAUGAAAAUGACAAAGAGGGAGAUCUACACAGUUGA
Molecule: messenger RNA, 3348 nt
Organism: Bactrocera oleae (olive fruit fly)
Lineage: Eukaryota; Metazoa; Arthropoda; Insecta; Diptera; Tephritidae
Gene: ETHR
Product: ecdysis triggering hormone receptor
Biological process (GO): G protein-coupled receptor signaling pathway
Cellular component (GO): plasma membrane
Molecular function (GO): G protein-coupled receptor activity
Source: RefSeq, a predicted model, not a curated record